This is a messenger RNA of Symbiodinium natans, 794 nucleotides long. The record is from the annotation of a GenBank genome assembly. Lineage: Eukaryota; Dinophyceae; Suessiales; Symbiodiniaceae.
ACGUCGUCGCCGCAGUCGACACUUGGCUCAGCCCACUCCUGCAAAUGUGCUGGAUGUUGAGCAUGCUCUGGCAAGAGGAAGCAGAGCACGGCCUACAGGCAGCGAAGGCUGGCUGCGGCCACACAGCCCUCUACAAGAUUGUCGGCAAGGCAGGCUUCGUGCCCUCCUACCCAGCCAUCUUCGGCCGGGCGCACGACUUCUGCGUCAGCAUGAUGGACAAGAAAGCGGGGAAGGACGUCGACAGCGACUGCUCGCUACCGAGAUUUAGAACGGGCGAGACAGAUGAGCCCGAGGAAGACUCUGCGAGCCUCUGUGAGUUCUCCGACCUAGACUCGGAGGACAUGGAGAUGGACGGAGACCUCGCGGAUGUGACGCAGGAUGUGGCGAUUCGAGAAGUACCCGAGCACGUGCAGGACAAAAUCUUUAACUGCGCUCGUGCUGUUGCGGCAUGCGUGCUCGACGGUAGCUGCGAGCAUGGCGAGUUUCAACUGAUCUCCGAUGGCUUCGAGGAAGAGUUCGGCUACACGAAGCAGGAGCUUUGUGGCAAGCCAGUGCUUCGUUUGUUGGCGGAAGAUACGUGGGCAGAGUAUGCCCUCGACUGCCAUUUCAAUCGCGUUGCCUUGGAAGGUGCCCGCGAAACCAUCACAGCCCCUCUCCGAUGCAAGACGGGCGAACUUAUCAGCAAGACCUGGACGAUGGAGAAGGUGACCGUCCAGGACACAUCACUUCUAGUUCUGAUGCCGUCCUCCACUGAGGCGGAUGGCUUCAAGCCGGCUGAUCUCUUCACGGCAUGA